Molecule: messenger RNA, 1197 nt
Organism: Trichobilharzia szidati
Lineage: Eukaryota; Metazoa; Platyhelminthes; Trematoda; Strigeidida; Schistosomatidae
Source: the annotation of a GenBank genome assembly
GUUUUACGCGGUCUUAAAAAAUUUGUCAGCUGUAGCGCGUUUUGUUCGUGGUCCGUUUGACAUUUUUUCUGUUGCUUAUGAAGGAGAUAAAUGCUCAUGUUGAUGGUGAAUCAUCCUUGAUUUCAGAGAAUAAGCAACAUGGCGACAAUGGUAUCGUAUCACAGGAGUCAUCUAUAGCUCUGACUAUUUUACAUAAUCGUACCAAGUAUAAUCUAACUUUCUCACCAUCUGCAACCAUUGCUGAAGUUAAAAAGACCUUGGAACCUUUAACACAUGUUCCUGUUGAUAUGCAAAAACUCAUCUUCCGUGGAAUGUUAUCAGAUACUGCCAAACUUGAAGAGUUAUCUCUACCUACUAAAGAUGCUAAAUUAAUGCUUAUUGGUACAAAACCUUCUGAAGCAGAGCAAAUUCGCUUAUCUGAAGCAAAUAAUCAUGUCCAAGGGGAUGAUAUGUCGGAUGAAGGUCGAUCAGAUGUAGCAGCAGACUGGUCUGAACAAAAUGAACAUAAACAAGUUUUAGAACGCUAUGGAAAACCAGAAAAUGCAAUGAUCGGAAUACUGAAUACAGAAGAAAUUUUAGAUCCUAAUGAAUGUUUAGUUGGUCUUUGUGAUAAACGUGGACAAGCAUUACGGCUAAGAAUUAAGCCAGACAGUGGAGAGUUAUGGUUGGCAACAAAAGAUGUAACUCAUAAAUUUCCACUAGCUACUAUUCACGAUGUAAUUAGUCAACCUAUUAAAGGUCAUCCUGAAUAUCAUAUAAUGGCUUUCCAACUUGGUCCCACUCCGAAAUCCCGGUAUUUUGUGUACUGGUUGCCUUCUCAGUAUGUGGAGUCUAUUAAAACCAUGGUAUUACAGUAUAAAAUAAUUAAUUCUUUGAGUAAUGCAACAGGCACAAAUAAAUCACUUUAAAUUUGCAUUUUUAAUUGAUUCUCUGUAAUUAAUUAAUUAAUCAUUUUCCAGAUUUCAAAGAUUAAGCCAAGUUAUCAAUUGUCCAAAAUCUUCUCAAAAUGCAUAUUCUCUCAUUUUUUUCUUUCCUUUUAAAAAAAUUAUCAGCCUCUAGAUUCACUUAUUUCCCUUAUCUUAAUGAGGCUUUAUUUUUCAUGCAAUACAGAAUUUCACUUUUGGUUUACCCCUUUUACUGUUGACAACAUAGCAGUGUACUUAUGUGAAUAAAGUCAAUAAAAUUAUGUACAAUGUG